GCACCGCAGGCCUGAGGGAGUGCCACCUAUCCGCGCGCGGGAAGGAGGGGGCGACCCCAAAUUUGGAAACCGCACCGCACGGCCCCACCAAAGUUACCACCUACCAAACGAGGUUUCGUCUAUUUCUUCCUUCCCUCCACUCCGCCCCCUCGUCCCGCGACCGUCCGCACGCGUCUCCUCCCAUGGAGUCAUCCGCCGCGGGGGGCGACCCCCCUCCCCGACCCUCGGUGUCCGGCCGGGCCUCGCCUCCUCCUCCGACGCCUCCUCCGAGGGGGUGGCUCGCGGGCCUCGUCUCCGGUGCCGGCCGGAUCCUCGCCGCGGUGCUCGGGCCUGAUUCGUCCUCCCGCUCCGGCUCCACCGCCACCGAUGCCGCGUCGGACGGGUACUCGCCGCCCGCCUCGUGCUCCCCGACCUCGUCCCGGCCUCCUGACCCCCGUGGCGAGGGUUACAAUGCAGAUCUUGGUGAUUCCCCACUCUUUCCCCUGGAAAAUAAUCAGUUAAACCAGGGUGAAAAGGAGACUGUACUGAAAGACUAUGCUGGGUCCCUAGCAAUUGUCUCAGAGAUUGAGCCAAAGGAUGCCAUAAUGCAAUUGCUUGUGCAGGAGACUUAUUCAAGGUCUGAGUGCCGCAAGUUUAUAAAGAUAAUUCAAGAGCGGGUUUUGGACUCAGAUUCAGGUGAUGUUGAUGCUGGUGGGCUUGCUCUUCUUAGUGCUCGGAAGGCUGGCAGACAAGCAGUUGAUGGGUAUUCUUCGUUUAGCCCAAAUGAAUCCUCACCUGCAACUUCAAGUCUUCCAAUUGAUGGCCAUGGUUUUGAUAACAGCGCUGCUGCGGGUACAAUUCCAAAAUUGACUCCCACCGACCAAGGCCCUUACACCCACAAUGCUGACAACAUUCAGCCUAUUCUCAAAAGAAAUUACUCAGUUAGAGAGGAUGCUUAUGAGGAGGUUCGAAGAGUCAGGCCAAAGAUCAAUGGAAAUCCAUUGAACAUUUCCAAAUUCAACCAAGUUGACAUUAUUCAAAAUCAUCCAGCUGCAGAUUCACUUGAAGGGCUCGCUGCCAAGAAUCCGAACGCUUCCAGAGAUGAAAAUAAACUAUUACCAGAUAUUCUUGGAGCUAAUAAUUUAACAUAUCCUAACAUUAUUUCAAAAGUCGGAAGUGCUGAUGAAAUAUUUGAUGUCCCCAAUAAACCUUCAACUGUAACUCCACAGCCAUUUGAUUCCAGUUCCUCACAAGCUAGUAGAGACCAAAAAAACUAUGGCACUACAAUACUUAAUCGGUGCUCUAGUCAGGCACUGGAUCUGAAGAAAGGCUUUCCUUUGAAGGUGGAGCCUUUGAAUGAUUUUAUUCCUUUCGAGCAGCAGAUGGACAUAUCACACCAGAAGCAAGAGCAUGCUGUCUGUGACGAUUCAUGCUCUCUCUCGAAAUUAAUGUUAAAGGAGGAUAUUGAGGCUGCAUCCAGCCUGCAGAUGGGUGCUCAACUACAAAAUGGUUCCAAGAACCGCAGAAGAAGGCAAUCCAACUUGCAAAAGACUACACCAACUCCAACAAGGUCACCUACGAAAGGCCCACGUCGAAAGAACAACAGCAUCAUAGUCAAAUCAGAGAUCGACUUGCUAGAGCAGAGCAAGCUGGUAUUGACGGAGCAAGAACCAGAGUUAAGCGACAUUCCGGUGAAGAGACCUGUUGGGAGGCCAAGGAAGGCGAGGUAAUUUCAAUGUCCUUGGUUGUAACUAUGGUCUACUUGUGUAAACUAGGAAUGAGCCUAGCUCAGUUCAUCAGAGCACCCCCGCUGCAUAGGUUUGAGUUCCAUUCGGCUUGAAUUUGGGUGCCUUUCUCAGUUUCUUUUUACUUGUGUACAGUGUAAGCUACCAACCUUAACUUAUGGGACUUCUGAAGAACCUGGGAAGUCUCAGUACAACUAGAGAAUUUCAGUAUUUAUAUUUAUGUUCAUUUGUUUUUU
Messenger RNA from Phragmites australis (common reed), 1960 nucleotides. RefSeq lists its product as uncharacterized. Gene Ontology annotation, biological process: nuclear membrane organization. The transcript is spliced from 9 exons. NCBI's taxonomy places the organism in Eukaryota, Viridiplantae, Streptophyta, Magnoliopsida, Poales, Poaceae. The coding region runs from base 183 to 1709 and encodes 508 amino acids. The record is from RefSeq and is a predicted model, not a curated record. Gene Ontology annotation, cellular component: nuclear envelope.